AUGGAUUUCAAGGAUCCUUUUCCUCCGUCUUUUGGUAAUGAGUAUAUUCUGGUGGCAGUGAAUUACGUGUCCAAGUGGGUGGAAGCAAUAGCAACUCUAAGGAAUGAUGCGAAGAUUGUGGUCAAGUUUGUGAAGAAGUACAUUUUCUCCUGGUUUGGUAUGCCAAGAUCAUUUAUCACUGACAAUGCGACUCAUUUCUGCAAUAAGUUGCUAAAGAAACUCCUGGUUAAGUAUGGGAUUUACCACAGGUUAUCUACACCAUAUCAUUCCCAGACCUGUGGGCAAGUUGAGCUGGCAAACAGGGAGAUCAAGUCCGUCCUAGAGAAAGUGGUGAGUCCUAACAGAAAGGAUUGGUCACUAAAGUUAGAUGAUGCACUUUGGGCUCUCAGGACUGCAUUCAAGACUCCUAUUGGUGUGUAUCCCUUCAAGCUUGUCUACGGGAAGUUAUGCCAUUUACUUGUUGAGUAUGAACACAAGGCUUAUUGGCAGUUUCAAAGAUGGGUAGGCCCGUUCAAGGUGAUUGAGCAGUCUCCAUCUGGUGCGGUCACCAUUGUUGGCACUACUGGAGAUCCAUUUGUGGUUAAUGGUCAGAGGUUGAAGUAUUUUAAUACUCUUGACUCAAAGGAGGAGGUGGCUAAUUUGGAAUAUGAGAAGUAUGCAUCUUUGGGAGGUUUCGAUGUAAGAUGCAGCACAAUCAGGAAGAAUCGAGAUGGGGAAGUAGAAGUGAAGUAUUUGUUGUGUUCUAGGGAAGGGCACACAAGCAGCGAACCAGACGGGACCAAAACUACUAGUGAGGACAUCACACCAAACAUAAAGACCCGACGACGAGUAUCAAACCGGGUGGGUUGUAAGGCAAGAUGUGGCAUUAGGCGGCACAAACAUGGAUACUAUGUCGUGACCGUAUUGCAAGAACAACACAACCACUCCCUCUGCUCAGAAUUGGCAAGACCAUUCCUGAAAAUAAAUCGUACUUUGGAUAUUGGUCAUCAAGAAUUCAUAGCAGCCUGUGCAAAAGCCAACAUAGGCACAUCAAAAGCAUUCGACCUAUACAAAGAACUAACAGGUGGUUUUGAUAAAAUUGGGGCAACAUGUGUGGACUUUAGAAAUUGCAAAAGAGACGUAAAUGCGCACCUGCAUGAAGCCGAUGCGCAAGCAGUGAUAGACAAAUACAGGCAAAAACAGACAUUGUUCCCAGCCUAUACAUUCGAGUAUGAUGUAGACGAAGAAAACCAACUACGAAGACUAUUCUGGGCUGACCCAAUAGCGAAAGAGAACUACACACAGUUUGGAGACAUGGUUUCUUUUGAUGCUACAUACCGCACCAAUAGGUACAAAAUGGUAUUCGUGCCUUUUACCGGGAUUGAUAACAAUAAGCGGUGCGUGACUUUUGCAGCAGGUCUCAUCUCAAGAGAGGAUACACUCUCUUACGUAUGGCUACUUACCAAAUUCAAGAGUAGCAUGGAUCAUACACCUACCUGCAUAAUAACAGAUCAAGACCCAGCAAUGAAGGAAGCAAUACCACAGGUGUUCCCUGAGACAAGGCACCGUUUCUGUAUGUGGCACAUCAUGACAAAAGUGGGAGUAAAGGCGGGUGGGAAAUUAGCCAAGGACGAAACAUUCCGGAAGAAACUAAAUGCAGUGGUGUGGAAUGAAUCUCUAGGGCGUGAAGAUUUCGAAGCAAACUGGCAUGCAGUAAUGGCAAAGUACGGCCUAGGAAACAACAAGUGGUUCACAGACCUGUUUGCCGAGAGAAUGAAUUGGAUAGAGGCAUAUUUCAACAACGUGUAUAUGGGUGGACUUAUGCGAACAACAUCAAGGUCUGAGGCCGAAAACAGUGUAUUUGGAACAUGUAUCAAUAAAGGUGGAACACUGUUAGAGUUCUUCACACAAUUUGAAAGUGUGAUUGAAAUGCAAUGUCACAAGCAAUCACGAUUAGUUGCAGAGUCUGAAGCUUUCUUCCCACCUAUAAAGACACCACUAAUGAUUGAGAAGCACGCAUCCUCAAUAUACACAAUUACGAUGUUUUACGAUGUCCAAACAGAGAUAUACGAAGGGUGCUUCUCAUGCAAAAUCACAAACAAAGAUCACGAAGGAGAUAAGUAUGUGUACACAAUAAAGGAAGGGCAAACAAGGAUUUUUACAGUAAAAUAUGAAAGAGCAAACAACGAAGUCGAGUGCUCCUGUGGCAAGUUCAACAGGGUGGGGAUUUUAUGCAGGCAUGCAUUUGUAGUUUUAAAGGAUGAGGAUGCUGAAAUGAUACCACCAAAGUACAUAGUUCCUAGGUGGACCAAAAAUGCUUGGGCACAAAACACAAGCUCAACAGGCAAAGACCAAAGUGCAACAUGCAAUAAAGAAGUAGAUGACGCGAAAGUAGCAGCACAACUGUGGAAAGAAUUCUACAACUGCAUGGCAUUAUCAAAGGGGGACACGUCAGAGAUGAAAGAAAUGUUGAACUUUAUGCUGGAACACAAAGGUAAACUAUUAAAGAGCAAAGGGAAGAUACAGGAUAAAAGCAACAACAGUCCGUUACUGGAGACAUUUUAUGGCACACCUGCAAGCACUACCAUAACAGUGAAGCCACCACAGAUAUCAAAGAACAAAGGAAGCGGAAAGCGUUUAAAGAGUGCCCGCGAAAAAGCAAUAGAAAAGAACAAGAAAGAUGGGCGAAAAUGUCAUUAUUGUGACGAACAACCAGCACGACACGACUUCCGUAACUGUCCCCUCAACCCAAACAAAAAGAAGAAGCAAAAUAAGAAAGUGAAGGCAUAG
This is a messenger RNA of Ipomoea triloba (trilobed morning glory), 2769 nucleotides long. Its product is annotated as protein FAR1-RELATED SEQUENCE 5-like. Gene Ontology annotation, biological process: DNA integration; regulation of DNA-templated transcription. The coding region runs from base 1 to 2769 and encodes 922 amino acids. NCBI's taxonomy places the organism in Eukaryota, Viridiplantae, Streptophyta, Magnoliopsida, Solanales, Convolvulaceae. The transcript is spliced from 5 exons. The record is from RefSeq and is a predicted model, not a curated record. Gene Ontology annotation, molecular function: nucleic acid binding; zinc ion binding.